Messenger RNA from Syngnathus typhle (broad-nosed pipefish), 1773 nucleotides. It is a transcript of the gene cldn5a, whose product is annotated as claudin 5a. The transcript has a single exon. Gene Ontology annotation, molecular function: structural molecule activity. The coding region runs from base 233 to 880 and encodes 215 amino acids. NCBI's taxonomy places the organism in Eukaryota, Metazoa, Chordata, Actinopteri, Syngnathiformes, Syngnathidae. Gene Ontology annotation, biological process: cell adhesion; bicellular tight junction assembly. Gene Ontology annotation, cellular component: bicellular tight junction; plasma membrane. The record is from RefSeq and is a predicted model, not a curated record.
AAAAGAAAGAAAAAAAACAUCGGUGUUUCUGCGAGUCCAGUUGUUUUCACAUUCACACAAAGGAACUGUGCGCUGCCGUUGCAUAGAGCGAGCGACAGAGAUGCGCAAAUAAGAAGCCGCUAAAGAAAGGCCUUUUUUGAAGCCAAGAGGAGAGCGAGAGCGAGAGCGUGAGCGACUUUGCCAAGUGCUUUUGGACGCAUCGCUGAUUGGGGGGGGGUAAAGAAAAGCCAAGAUGGUAUCGGCCGGCUUGGAGAUUCUGGGACUGUCGCUGUGCGUGCUCGGCUCUCUCCUGGUGAUGGUGGCGUGCGGGCUGCCCAUGUGGAAGGUGACCGCGUUCAUCGAGGCCAACAUCGUGGUGGCGCAAACCAUCUGGGACGGCCUGUGGAUGACGUGCGUGGUUCAGAGCACCGGGCAGAUGCAGUGCAAGGUGCACGACUCGGUGCUGUCCCUCAGCCACGACCUCCAGGCGGCUCGGGCGCUCACCAUCAUCGCGUCGGUGAUGGGCGUGCUGGGGCUGAUGGUGGUGAUCGCCGGAGCGCAGUGCACCAACUGCAUUCGCAACGACUACGUCAAGGCGCGGGUGGUGAACGCCGGCGGCGUCAUCUACAUCAGCAGCGGCCUCUUCGUCUUGGUGCCCCUGUGCUGGAUGGCCAACAACAUCAUCUCGGAUUUCUACAACCCGCAGGUGCCCGGCUCCAAGAAGCGAGAGAUCGGCGCCGCGCUCUACAUCGGCUGGGCGGCCUCGGCGCUCCUCUUUAUCGGCGGCGCCGUGCUCUGCUGCUCCUGCCCGUCCGACGGCAACGCGGGAUACUCGGUCAAAUACGCGCCCACCAAGAGAGCCACGCCGAACGGGGACUACGACAAACGGAAUUAUGUCUAGCCCCGCUCGGACUUGGGGCUUUUGCUUGCUUUCUUGCUUGCUUGCUUGCUUGCACGCACCUGCCUUCCUUUAUAUCCUCGACUCGUUCAAUAAACUCCAUGGACGGACGGACGGACGGACGGACGGACGGAGCAACCACGUUUUUCCUAUCAGCGGGACUUUUCCCCUCUUCUUUUGGAAACCUAAAACGACAUCAAAGGACUACAGUAUUAGGUACAUGCUUUUGGAAUGAUUGAGUUUUUUGUUUGUAGCGGAACUCGCACAUGCUUCGCCUGCCAAUUGCGCUGCGCUCCAUGAUAAUGACAUAAAAGAGAUGUAUUAGUCAGAAAGCUUUUUUCAAAACCCAAACUAAAUGAGAUUUGAAUACUUUGUUCACUGCGUGGGGUGGGGGGGGGGCUAUUUUUCAAAACCCAAACUAUAUGAGAUUUUAAUACUUUUUGUGAGAGGUAUCACAGUACCCCCUCGAAUUUUGGACUCCCAAGAUCAAAUGAACCCGUUUUGAAUGAUAUCCAAAUGGCCAGGCAGACCGAGCGAGGAUGUGGAUGAAGGCAGGCUGGCUGGUUGGCGUCCAGAGGGAUUACUUCCAACAGGAAUACUCACUCGUAGUGCUUUGGCGGCUUUGAAAUGUAUCAUUUAUCAUGCCAGUUCUGGAACUUUUUGGACACACUCAAAAACUUUGGCUGGGAUUGAUGACUGCGACGUUAUUAUUCCCUCCCAUGCAGCACCUGCCGGCAUGGAGCGGUCGGUCGGCCGGCCGGCGCAGGAAGCCUCAUUUCUUUUCUCAACUUCCUGGAAUUGUUUGCUUUCCUUGUUUGAUGUAGUGAUUCGUGUAUAAGAAGAUGCACUAUUGUUUCCCUUUUUAUUCCAAUUAAACUCACUAUACUUGUCUGGAA